Messenger RNA from Anastrepha ludens (Mexican fruit fly), 6998 nucleotides. RefSeq names its product zinc finger MYM-type protein 4 (gene woc). The record is from RefSeq and is a predicted model, not a curated record. NCBI's taxonomy places the organism in Eukaryota, Metazoa, Arthropoda, Insecta, Diptera, Tephritidae. The transcript is spliced from 12 exons. Gene Ontology annotation, molecular function: zinc ion binding. Bases 223 to 5385 code for a protein of 1720 amino acids.
UACGAUUUUUCGUGCUAUUUUUACGUUUUUGUGCAAAUAUUUUGGGCGCGUACGCUAUAAAAUAUAAGUCAAAAUAAAGUUUAGUUUGAAUCAAAUUGAUUUAAUUGUAGUUAUUUAUGUGAUUUUACGAGAAAAGUGUAGAAAACAGUCUGAAAAGCUAAAAUUGACAACAAAAUUAAUGUUUAAGGCUAGCAUACUGCUUAAAAAUUCACCUGUAAUCCAAUGGAGGAAAUCUCAAGUUUAGAUUCAUUUCACACCGACGCUGAGUCAAGUGCAAGGCCUGAAUCAGAGCCGCCCAAGUUAGACGAAGACACAUCGCGAACAUCAAUGGGAAAAGCUGUCGAUGGCGAUACCACUAAGGACGCCGAAGAUGGUAAUAAUGAUGAAGAUUUUGAGCAAAUUUCCGACGGAUCUUUUGAAGUAGAUGAAAAUUCGAAUGGCACUUCCUCGGGACCACCUAAAGAUGAGGGAAGUAGCACACAAGAUAAAGUGGCAAGUGGAGAAGGUGAUAAGGGAGAGGAUGAGGAUAAAGAGCCUGAUACAGCUGAAACCAAAACACAAGAAUCUACAGAUUUCGAGGAAGUGGAUGCAAAUGUGUCGGGCGGUGGACAUAAUGCAGCCACUGAAGAAUCUGAUAUGUUAGGCGAGUCAGAUAUGACUUUGCCAACACCUGCUAAUGAAUUAGAAGCCGAGCCAAUCAAUAAAUCAGUUGAAGCCAUGGAAGUGGACAAACCAAUAGUCGCUGAGGGCGGGACUGAAACAGAAGCGGGUGCAGAUACCCAGUUGCACACACCACCUGGCGAUGUAGAUAUGCCAUCAGUAAGCAAUUCGCCUGCUGCUAAUGAAGCAGCACUUGUUGCCUCUGAAGAUAAUAAUGCUGACAAGAUUAAUGAAAAAUCGAUGGAAGAAGAAAACGCUGAUGUUAGUGCCGAACAGCUUGACAUCAGUAUGGAAGCGCUGGAAGAUGUUGAAACUGGUAAUGAUGAUGCUAAAACACCAGGUGAAGAUAAUGAGUAUAGAACUGAACCUGAUGGUGAAGCUAUUGAGGAGGGCAAAGAUAGCAAAGACGAAGUUGAUGAUACCACCAACGUAGGAGGUGAGGACGGUAAACAACCUAGUAUGGCUGAUAACGAAUCUGGUAUUGUGGAAAAAGUCUCUCAAAAAGCAGGGGGUGAAGAGGUCGAAGUUGAGCGAGAAGAUGAACCAGUGGAGAAUGUUCAAGAACCUGAGGAUUCGGAUAUAUGUCUCAUACCAGACGAUACCGAAAGCGAGGUUACUGAAGCGGAGAAAGAACAAGCCAUAUUGGCACGCGAAAAUGCUGAAAAAGAAGAUGCGGAGGCAGAAGCGGAGAAAGAAAAAGAACGGGAAACGGAGGCGAUAGCAGCAGCCGAAGUUGUGGAUGCACCUACCGAAAAAGAGGCAUCAGCUGCCGAGGGCGGUGAUGCCGAAAUAGGCGAGACUAUUGCCGAAGCUCAAGCUGAUCCAGCUGGAGCUGAAGUCGCUGACGCUGGUAGUGGGAGCAACGAAGAACCACGACAAAAUACAGCGGAAGAAGCAGUAGAUGCACCCGACGCCGACGAACCCCUGCUGGAAGAAAUGCAGACCAGCACAACUGAAACGGGAUCAACACCGAAGAUUAUUAUUGCUUGGAUACUUUCAUCCAUGCAGAAGUGCAUACAGUGUGGCACCGAAAAAGCAUGUGGCUUUCGAUAUAAGAGCCCCGAAAAUGACAGUCUUGUAUAUGUGUGCGACCAAAAUUGUUGUGAUGCUCUUUUGUCUGCUAAUCCCGGCAAGUAUUUCAUACGUCGAAAAAAGUUUCUUAUCGAGGAGUUAAGUAAUGAACCAAAAGAUCCCAGUUCAACCGAAACCUCUGGAGAUGGCAAUGUGCAAGGUGGUAUAGGAGAGAAAGAUGCAAAUUCACAUAUGUGUUUACAAUGCAAGGAAGUGAAGGUCUGUAAAUAUUUCUUUCGUCAGGAUGAUGAGCAACACUAUAUCUGUAGUGAUAUUUGCUAUAACUUGCUAAACUCAGAAGAACCUGAAAAAUUCAAAUUGAAACGCCAUUCUAUACGUGUGCGUAAUAUUGGAGCUACUUUGACAACAGCCGUUGCAUCUGUAGGAGUUUCGACCCCUUCAAGUACAACCACAACAACAGGUACCAAGACAAAAAGUCCGCGUGAUACGGGCGUUGUAGCUCGUACGGCAGCAGAAGCAGAGGCUGCACGUUUAGAGCGAAAUGCCAGUUUUAUGCGCCGUUGUGCAGAAUGUUUCAAUGAAGUGACGCUAGGGGACAAAAAUUUGCUCUGGGAAACGAUGGACUUUUGUAAUGAGAUAUGCUUGGGCAAAUACCAACGCACAAUCGGUGCCAAUUGUCAAACGUGCCACGGCGAAGUACCACAUCCAGCGCUUGGCAAAUAUUGUGUACGUUUCGGUUUCGACAUACGUCAAUUCUGCUGUGCUGCAUGUCUCAACGAAUUCAAAAAGGGCUUAAAAACUUGCUCCUGUUGUCAGAAGGACAUUUCAUCGGGUAGUGAGGGCUUUCUUGCGCCUGUGGGUGAUAAGGAACAAUUCAAAGAUUUCUGUUCACAAGCCUGUAUGCGUCGUUACGAUAGCAUGUGUAAUCCCAAGAAGAAGCUUCGUAAUGACACUUGUGCUGUGUGUAAUAACGAUAAGCCCGUGCGUGUCGAAAUUAUGUUGGAUGGCAAGGAACAUAAUUUUUGUUCAAAUCCCUGCUUCUCUGCUUUUAAAUUCGUAAGCAAUAUUGUGGCCGAUCAGUGCGCCAUGUGUUCAAAGUAUUUUGAACGUAAAGGCUCCGAAUCGUUUACCAUUUAUACAGAAAGACGGACUAAAGUAUUCUGUACACGCGUUUGUCUCAAUGUAUACAUAAUUGUGAAUCGGCGUAUUGUGUCAUGUCAGUGGUGCAAGGUGAAAAAAUACAAUUUUGAUAUGAUCUACAAACAGCAAGAUGCUCAGGAAAUACUAAUGUGUUCCUUAAAUUGCUUAACAUUAUAUGGUGUAUCUAUUAAUGCGUUUUCACGCACUGUUGCGAAUUGUGACAAUUGUAGUACUUCUGCUACACCGCAGUACCAUCUCACCAUGUCGGAUGCUUCGAUGCGUAAUUUUUGCACAUACCAGUGCGUUAUGCAGUUUCAGAGUCAAUUUGCACGAGCACCACUUACUUUGGAAAAUGAUUCACCGUCAACACAACAAACGACCACAGUGUCACAAACGGGAUCAAAUAAUAGUAAUGUACCAUUUCCUACGGGGCUGCCGAAAAGGGUAAAACUGAAGAUGCCGCAGCAGCCAAAGCAGCCAAUACAGAUUAAACUUCCUUCAAAAACAACACCAGCCAAUAAAAAGGGUCCUACAAUGCCUGUUAUAUCGACGGUGUCAUCUUUAGCGAGCGGCGAAACCGAAACAAUGAUCGGUAACGUAACGGUACGUCGUGGCAGAGGAAGAGGACGAAAGAUGGAUUCACCGCCACCUAUCCCACAAAUACCAGCCCCUCAAGUUACGGUACCCACUAGAGGGCGUCCAAGGAAACAAAUAGACUAUGCGGCUUCUCCGUCUCCACCUCCAAUUCAACUACCACCACCAGUGGUGAAAUCUGUUGGUAAGCGUGGGCAAAGUACUUCGGUUUCCACACAUGUUGAAAAAGGUGUUGGCGAAACAAGAAUUAUUGCCGUUCCGCCAUAUCCACCAGCUGUUCGAAAUGUUCAGACCAGUUGUAAGCCACAAACUGUGACGGUUGGAUUCCAAACUACACCGAACACAACAAAUACAGCAUCGCAAACCGGCAAGGACUACUCUAACAAGGUUCUAAUACCAGUCCCUGUGCCAAUUUAUGUGCCGCAACCAAUGUAUAUGUAUUCGGCACCAUUUCCGGUGCCAAUACCGAUUCCAUUGCCAAUACCAGUACCCAUAUUUAUACCAACUACGCGAAACUCGGCUCAGGGCAUACUUAAGGAAAUCAAGAAAAUUCAAGAUAAAAUGCCUGCUGAUCCAUUUGAAGCGGAGUUGCUUAUGAUGGCAGAAAUGGUUGCUGAGGAAAAACACGAGUCAGAUUCAGAUUCUGAAGAUGAGGUGAAAACUGAACCCAGCUUGGUGCCCAUACAGUACAAUAAUGAUGUCCAACCAGUUGAAGUGGCGAAUAAUUCAUAUGGGGAAGAAGUAUUGCAAAUGGCAUUAAAAAUGGCAACUGGCGAAUAUGAUCAACCUGCAGUUGAUUUGGAAUCAGCGAUGACUGCAAGUGAAAUCACAAAUCCCCCACCAGGUAUGGUGGGACACGACGACUCCAUGAGCCAUAUGAGUGCUCAUCAUAUGCAGCAACAACAGCCACACCAUAUAAUGGAAGCGCAACGCGGUGGACGUGGCCGUAAACGUGGAGGUGUUACUUCGCCUGUAUCACCACGCAGUAAUAAUCGUUCGCCGGUGAAACGUUCCCGACUGGAUAUAGAACCAGCUCAACCACCACCGCAACCCAUUCAGCCCGUGGAGAAACCUGACGCUAAUAUGUGUUUAAAAUACACUUUUGGCGUGAAUGCCUGGAAACAAUGGGUAAUGACGAAGAAUGCCGACAUCGAGAAGAGUACAACAAGGAGGCGGCCUUUUAAAACAGAGCUCUUGCAAAUGACUGCCGAUGAAUUGAACUAUUCGUUGUGCUUGUUCGUGAAGGAGGUGCGAAAGCCGAACGGCACGGAGUAUGCUCCAGAUACUAUAUACUACUUGGUGUUAGGUAUUCAACAAUAUCUGUAUGAGAAUGGGCGAAUAGACAACAUUUUUACAGAUCCAUACUACGAACGGUUUACGGACUGUCUAGAUGAAGUGGCUCGCAAAUUUUCUGUGCUCUAUAACGAUUCGCAGUACAUUGUUACUCGCGUCGAAGAAGAACAUUUGUGGGAGUGCAAACAACUUGGUGCACAUUCACCACAUGUUCUGCUCAGUACGUUAAUGUUCUUUAAUACGAAACAUUUCAAUUUAACGACGGUAGAAGAGCAUAUGCAGCUAUCAUUCUCGCAUAUAAUGAAACACUGGAAACGAUCGGCACAAAAUGCUAAAAUGCCCGGUACAAGAAAUGUGCUACUCCGUUUUUAUCCGCCACAAGCUGGGCUUGAUGCUAAUCCACGUAAGAAAAAGGUUUACGAACAGCAAGAGAACGAAGAGAAUCCUUUGCGCUGUCCUGUCCGCCUUUACGAGUUUUAUCUCUCUAAAUGUCCGGAAAGUGUGAAAACACGAAAUGAUGUUUUUUAUCUACAACCCGAACGUUCUUGUGUACCCGAUUCACCUGUGUGGUACUCUACGCAAGCGCUUAGCCAAGAAUCUUUACAAAAGAUGUUGCAUCGUGUCAAAAUGGUUAAGGAGAUCAACAUUGCACUGCUGACGAGUUAAUACGAUGUGAUUUUGCCGAGCAGCAGCAGCAGCACAACCAACACUAACACCAACACCAACAAUAAUAGUCAUAGCCGCAGCCAUUCAAAUCAGCAUCAACAUUCGGCAUUGCAAACGGCCAUAAAUGCAUUGCGCUGUUUGUUUCCGCCGUUAGGUUAGAUAACGUGCAAUUCGUUCGCGCCUCAACAGAAUAAAUGCAAAUAUUCUCUAUCCCAUACUUAACGUUCAAGUCUUCUUUUUAUUUGCUACGAAUAAUAAGUUGAACUUCAUUCUUUGGUAUAGCCAAACAGUAAUUGGGAGCAAUUAAGUAAGAAAACAAUUUGGGUAGAAUUUUGCUGUAACGGAUAAAAAAAUUUCUGAUUUUAAUAUACAUUUUUUUCUACGUAUCAAUCUUAGAACACACAUAGAGCGAAAGAAUAUACAUAUGUACAUGGAGUUGAUGAAAACAUAACUAAAGAUACAUAAUUACCAUAUAGAGUUUAUACAAAAAAAAAAAAAAAAGAAAUAUAGUUUUAUUUGUAUGAAAAUGAGUGAUUGUACAGUACAGUGCAGUAGUUUAACCAUUUACCCGCAACAAAAGCGAAAUGCACUUUUGAAAAUGGCUGCAAAGGAGAUGCAAUUAAGUUGGAUUUUGUUUAGCAGAAACCCGAAAGAAUUGACAUCGAUUAUCUGUACAUAAAGAUCUACUUGUAUGCAUGGUAUGUCAAGGAAACCGUUUUGUAGGGCAGCACAUUAUUUGCUAAAAUGCUAUUAGUGUAUGUAGAUGUCGUCAAUCAAAUAAUAUUUAAAUAAUUUUCAAAUUUGAACGCAGAAAAUAUGAAAGUAUGGGGAAAAAUUAAGAAAUUAUGCGAUGGUAAAUCAAAGCAUUCGUGAGUUGUUAACGAGUUGAAACGUAGUGUUUCCUGGGAGCUUCGAGCAUAGGAAAUAUGGAAAUAUCGCAGCAACAAAGUUCAUGUAAAAACAUAUGUAUGUAAAAACCAGACCCGUUUUGGAGAAAAUUCGAAAGUUUCAAACUGUGUUUGACUUAAUUUUUUAAUUUUGAACACCAAUUAUUAUGGCUUCUUUUCUUAUUAUUUGCCUUUUCGAUUUCGAAAGAAUUAAAAUUCUAAAACCUUUUGCUUACAAAAAUAUGUUGAUUCAGGUUAACCCAUGCCUUGUUUUCUAAUUUUAAGAAUGCAACAAAAAUCUCGUCUUUACAUUAAAAAUUGGAACGAAAAUAUAUGCUGAAAAGUGAAAUUUAAAAAUAAGUUUAAUAUUGAAUGUGUAUUAAUUAAUUUUUUUUAAUGUUUAAGGGUGACUUGUCCAAUUCAAAGUAACAAGAAGGUAAUAUAAAGGUAAUCGUUGGCAAGUUAUUAAUAUUUUAGUUAAUCGUUUUUGUCAUUUUUCCAAAUUGAUGAUUACAUAAUAGUAGAGUUCUCGUGGAGAGUUUCUACUCAUAUUAUCAAGUGAAUAAAAUUAUUAAGUAACGAAACGCGCGUUUUCUAUUUAAUUGGCAAAUGACAAUUGAGAAAAGGUAAUAGCGAGAGUUUAUACAAUCAUUGAACUCACCAUAUAACGUUCUCGUUGUUGUUUAUUUAAAAUAAGAGCUGGCUUUUAGUGCUCAAAUAAGUUUC